AUGCCACCAGAUCCGCUAUUAGACGAAGACGAGCAAUAUGCAUCAUCAGAAGACUCCGACUUUGCUCCUGACGAUGCGCCCAAUCAAGUUUCUGAUCAAUCUGACGUAGAGGACGAGAAAGAUGAAGGCGACAAAGCAUCUAGUAAACGGAGUCGCCCCGCGGCUGACGAGGACACUGCCGAUGCAGGCUACGAUAAUUCAGGUGACGAGGCAAUCAUAAAAAGGGGUGAGAAGCGCCGUAAAAAGACACAGAUGAAGGGAGUGGAUGAAGACGAAGAUGGUGGUGAGGGUGGUUUGGUCAAGACCCGGAGACAGCGCGCCGCAGAAAAAGAGGAACGCAAGUAUACCGCCAACAGUGAGCCGGUCACUAUCGACGUAGAUGCGCUAUGGUCGCAAAUGAUAGCCAAGACGCCCAUCCCCGGGACCAAGGCCGACGAACCCACCGAUACAGAUAUAAGCACCGCUCCCACAAACAAGAAAAUAGAGUCAACCGUUCAAACGACGGGCUCAACUGAUCCAGAUGAUCCCUCAGCGAUGAUACGUAUCAAGCGAACAUACAAUUUCGCUGGUCGGGUGCAUACGGAGGAAAAACUUGUUGCGCGCGACUCAGCUGAGGCAAAGCUCUACCUUGCCUCGCAGGGCGAUACCCCUUCAACAGGCAGCCCCGAAAAGCGUGCCACAAGGAAAGCUUUCAGGUCUGCUUUUGAGCCUCAAGUGGACCUCAUGCCUCAGCGAUCCGACCUGAAUCUGGGAAUGGCCGCACGAAUCAAGGCUAGCAAGGAGGUCCAGGCCAGAAAGCUCAAUGUCGUGGACAAAAGUCGCAUGGAUUGGGCUGGCUAUGUGGACAAGGAGGGUAUCAAGGACGAGUUGGCGCUGGCAGGCAAAUCCAAGGAUUCUUACAUGGCAAGAGAAGACUUCUUGGCCAAGAUUGACUCCAGUGUGAAUAUUGGCAUAAAAUUACUAAAUCUGCCUGCUAUGGCUAUCCUGGGCAAGCGCAAAGCUGGUUCUGAGCCUACAAUCUCUGAAGAGGAUGCCGCUGCCAUCUUCCGCCGACAUUUCGAAGCGCAGUUCGCACCAUUGCCCGAUGCGAAGGAACCCAAAUCCAGUUCAAAGAAGACGAAACAUGACAAAGAGAGCCACGAAAGCGACGAUAUCGAAGGAUGCGACAGCAGCAGUGACGAUGGUAGCGAUAAUAAGGACGACGGUGAAUGGGGUGGCCUCUCCGGCGAAGACUCCAGUGAAGAGGAAGAGGAAGAGCAGUCUCUAGUGAUAGAGGUCGUGGACCAUUCUGGAAAACAACCAACAAUGCCAGCCACAAUGUCCAAACGAGAACUAAAGGCCUUCAUGUCAUCGCGCCCUCCAGACCAAACAUUCACCAAAUCCGAACCCACACCUGCAGCCACACCAUCCUCACUGAACGACCUCCCCGAAGACGCACCUUCUCUCCUCGCUCAGGAUCUUGAACUUCGUCGACUUAUUGCAGAAUCACACCUCCUCGCUCCCACUAUUUCAGCUUCUGGCGUAACCGUGGCGCCAAAGGCGUUCGCUGCUGGUCGUACUCGUCAGAAGGCCACAGACAUGCGCGUCCAGGCCCUAGGAUCCAAGGUAUCUAUUCAUAAACAGGAGAAGAUGCCCAUGAACAUGCGCAAAGGGAUUGUGGCUGCAGCAGAUGCGCGCGAAGCCAAACGACGAAGAGAGGCCAAGGAGAACGGUAUUAUUCUCGAGAGGGAAACUGAUGCAUCCUUUGACACUCCUCAACAUAAUGCUGUCUUCAUGAUGACCACAGCCCUUCAUCAGAAGCUUGUCCCAGCUACCACAGCAUGGGUCUAUCAAAACCAUAUUUUGGACCACCGAUGA
Fusarium venenatum is the source of this 1857-nucleotide messenger RNA. RefSeq lists its product as uncharacterized. NCBI's taxonomy places the organism in Eukaryota, Fungi, Ascomycota, Sordariomycetes, Hypocreales, Nectriaceae. Gene Ontology annotation, cellular component: nucleolus. Gene Ontology annotation, biological process: maturation of SSU-rRNA from tricistronic rRNA transcript (SSU-rRNA, 5.8S rRNA, LSU-rRNA). The record is from RefSeq and is a predicted model, not a curated record.